Prunus avium (sweet cherry) is the source of this 871-nucleotide messenger RNA. The record is from RefSeq and is a predicted model, not a curated record. NCBI's taxonomy places the organism in Eukaryota, Viridiplantae, Streptophyta, Magnoliopsida, Rosales, Rosaceae.
ACUUCUGCUAUGUUUUCGUCUUCAUUUUUUGGCUAUUAGAUGAGUAUAAUUAAAAUUGAAAAUGGUGCAGGUGAGACAGCUCGGAUUCUGGUUGAAUUCCUGGAGGUGGCAAUCACUUCAAUCGUUCUCCUCAAAGGAAUUUACCCUCCAGGUACUUUUGAAAGAAGGAAAUAUAUGAAUUUGGUGGUUCAUAGCGCUCGUCACCCUGAACUCAGAGAUUAUAUCCAUUCUGCUGUCUCGGGACUUCAUCCUUUCAUCCAAAAGGGUCUGGUGGAGAGAGUAGCAGUUAUUUUCUUUAACAGUGAUAGCAUUAGCAUCCCUGUGGAAAGAUUUAUGUUUAAGCUCACUGUGAAUCAGUCUUAUGGCUGGGUGGAAGAAGCUGACCUGGAGUUCUCACUAAGGUCGUUUUUUAUCAAGCUUCCUUUCUCAGAAUCCCUUACACGGGUUCUUCCCCAGGAUUGCAGGUGGGAGAUAACUGCGUACUUUCGAUCCCUGCCUCAAGCAAGUACAAGUAAGGAUGCAGAGUUGUGGAUUCCAACAGACACACAGCAAUGGCAACAGCCUCCAUUGAUAACCCCUAUUAAAUCGAUGUGUAGCGAACCUCUAUCUGUGCAGUUAUAUUUGGAACAUCCAGGUUUAUCUGAACCAAAGGCUUAAAGGGAAUAAAGCAAAUGAAUAUCUUCCUUGAUUUUACAUGACAAAUCAUGAUCACACUGUCCCAUAAACAUACUGCUCAUGAAGUAAAUUCCGCUCGCUUUCUGCAUUUUGGUGUAUAAACCACAAUAAUUCAGUGCUUAGUAUUGUAAAGUUGUUAUCCAAUUAGAAUGAGAUUACAAAGGUAGAAAUUUUGUGGAAGAUGAAGGGUAAAGAA